UGCUUUAUAGCCAACUUCGUGCUCGGGGGACUCGCCAAGUCCUACGGCAUCAUCAUGGAGGCCUUUCAGGACGAAUUCGACGCCCCAUCAGUCUACUUCACGCUGACCGGUGGCAUCCUCUACAUGAUAAUGUUCGUGCUAUAUGAGCGAAGAUUGAAGGUCUUUGACCACCACUGCCUGUGGACCAUCCUGCGAGUUAAGUGUACCGAUUUCAUCUCGCAUAAGACAGUCCGCACCCGCUGCGAUCGUAUCACGUGGAUGUCUCAGGCCAUUCAGGAAAGGUGA
Dibothriocephalus latus is the source of this 285-nucleotide messenger RNA. The record is from the annotation of a GenBank genome assembly. NCBI's taxonomy places the organism in Eukaryota, Metazoa, Platyhelminthes, Cestoda, Diphyllobothriidea, Diphyllobothriidae.